Botrytis deweyae is the source of this 4623-nucleotide messenger RNA. RefSeq lists its product as uncharacterized. The record is from RefSeq and is a predicted model, not a curated record. The transcript is spliced from 5 exons. Gene Ontology annotation, molecular function: metal ion transmembrane transporter activity. Gene Ontology annotation, biological process: metal ion transport; transmembrane transport. NCBI's taxonomy places the organism in Eukaryota, Fungi, Ascomycota, Leotiomycetes, Helotiales, Sclerotiniaceae. The coding region runs from base 1 to 4623 and encodes 1540 amino acids. Gene Ontology annotation, cellular component: membrane.
AUGAUGGAUCGUGAGGACGAAGCGCAAGAAUUGCCAGCGGGAGGUGGAGAAGAACAUGAAGAGGUUGUAAAGUCGCAAAAAGAAAACACAGAAGAGGAUGAGGAUGACGAUGAGGAGGGUGGCGAAAAGAAAAACGAUACCCAGGAAAGUGACGACAAGAAACCUGAUGACGAGAAAGUUAUGCCUAAGAAAUUCUGGAUUACGGAACUGCCAGACCCAGAAGAUGCUGAAUUCAGGAAAUACACUCAUCGCACCCCAGUUGAGGGUACCCAUGAUUUCUCAAUUUACGAGCCGGGGGACAAGCAAUGCAGUGUGUGGGAAUCACAUCCAGAUCAUGAGUGUUACUCAUCGUUUGGAGAUGGAGGGACAACAGCAACUGUGAAUGCGUUUGGGCAACUCAUGCAAUUCAGCACUUAUCUUGGCCCAGGAAAAUCUGGCAUGUUUUGUGUAGACCAUACAUCUAUCUCUAUGCCCUACUAUACUUCGUACAGAGCGAAUCAACUGAAUGAGAUGUCCCGAGCCCGCAAUCGAGGCAGGAUGACGUACGGUGUAUAUUUUCCAGAUCUAAUUCUAGAAGAUGAUUUGGUCCGGAAAUACGUACACUGUAGGUGGCCGCGGUAUGAAUACGAGAGCGAAAAGGCCAAACUCGUCAAUCAAUGGAUGGUGCAUGAUGGAGUCGUUUUACAGCAGUGGCGGUUCACUAACCUCGACACCGAAGAAGUAUCAACCAGAAUUGCGUUUUCGAAAGACAUGCAAAUUCGGGACGUUCAGUAUCAGGAAUGGAGUUUCUUCGACUCUUCUAGGGAUACAGAUAUUAACCACCACUUCUUGGGACCGGAAAGUUAUAGCUGGAUAAUCUUGAAUGGAUUAUGGAAGGAUGACUCAACUAACACUGGAGAAGCUAGGCCAAUAGACAAUUCUAUCAGAGUGAUCGUGUCUGUAUUCAUUGACGGUGUUGCCAUGAAGUUGCACUCUAGCGAGGAAUGGAAUUUAACUGUCGAAAUUCAACAAACUAAAGAAAUGGUUGUUGCAUAUAAGUUGGUAUAUUCAACGUCGGAGAUUACAAAUGAUUGGAAACAGUUUUUGGUGGAGGCGGAUAAAGCGAAUGUCAAUAAUCUGUUAUUAAAAGAGUUUGAAUCGACGCAAUAUCGUCCGAUACCACUUUCCAGCCUUAGAGAUUCCAUACCCAAUGUCUCUGCUAGUGAAACUACGGCGUGGGAUAAGAUCAAGAGUAACCUUGACUUCAUUUUCCAAAGGCAUCUGGAACAUCUUCUCACUGUUUGCGCGAUUCCCAUUACCUCGUGCCAAGGUAGAAAUAAUACGUCUGCUGUAGCCUUGACGUGUGGGGAUAUAUCAGCUCAUCGGAUCUGUACUUCAGCUAGUUUCUUUGCGUUUCUGUUCCUUCUCCAAGCAGACUCUCAUCUACGAUCAAUCGAGUCGCCUAAUGAUACAUACGUUUUAUCGCUUCGAGAUAGAAUUAAAAAAGUAUGUAAAGGACAUUUGAUAUGGUUAAAUGAUGCAGAGCUGUCAGGAGAUCAUCUCUUUGAGUUUGGCUACAUGGCUAAUGGGAAAAGAAUAUUGGCAAACGGAGGACCGAGACACGCUAAUGAGUGGCCAAGGAAUAUUCUUACAGAUACAGCAUUCCAAAUCAUCAAGGCAGGGGAAUUUGCCGAACACUACAGUAAAGACCCUGGCAAAAACGAGUGGCAGCUGGCUCGCGAAUUUGUCGGGCAAAUUUAUAGAAAUUGGAUAACGCAUCUAGAUAAAUUCGAUGGGAGAGGCAAGUUUGUAUGGCCUCGAUCUCGACGUGAGGAGUUCGGUGUCUUCCGCCUAGAUGAUCAUGUCUGGACUAUCGAGGCUCUUAAGAUAGCUGAACCCAUGAUCUCCCCCAAAAAAUUAGAAGGAGAUAUCCCAGAACAAACAACUGGGGCCUCAACGAGGCCAACUAAGUCAGUUUUGGCAAAGGAGUAUUCUUUCGCCAAUACAAAGCGGGAAGUCGUACAACGAUUUACCACCCAAAAUCCAAAUUACCAAUCUAAAAAGAUAAUGCUAGCUGUGACAAGAUCCGUACGGGAAUCCAGAUUCUUGUUUCAUGCGCGAGAUACCGCUCUCUUUUACGCCUCCGAUCGAAUUGACUGGAGUGGGACACGGUUUAACGAGCUGUUGAGAAAUACCAUUGACUCGCAACCACAUCAUAUGGACAAUGAAGACUCUGGCUGGGAUAACACACUUCGCUAUGGCUUAGCCAUCAUUAUGGGCACUUGUGGGUACGAAAUCAAUGCAAAGUCGUCGUUUGAAUUGGUCCAAUCAUCUGUCGAUGUCCUUUUUGGAAGCUUUAGUUCCAACGGGUUUGUUCCGGGGCAGCUAGAUAAGGACACGAAGGAGCAAGCUUUAUUCCAACUGAAAGAACACGCAGACUCCUAUUAUCACGCUAGUUUUGAGAUACCCUAUAUCCUUCUUCAAUACGCUACCAAAAUAUACGGUCUAUAUGAAACGCAGCUUUCGGAAACAACAACUUCGGGCUCCUCAACUACUACAAAAUUAAUGACCGAUCUUGAUAACCUUCAACACACAAAGCUUCAGCGACGUGAGAGCAUCUUCGACACAACUCUACUCUCGAUACUGGCAAAUGAACAAAACCAACCAGCAAAAGUCGUAGAUACUAUGAGAGCUCGGGUAAAUGUUACCAUGAAAAAGACCACCCCUUUCAAUGACUUGAUCGAUAUAAAAAAUAUUGUAGACCGUGAUGAUGAAUGGCUUUACAAUUAUCCCUCCAUAUUUUCGAGAAAGGUCAAAAUCGAUUUAAAAGAGGCACUAGAGUCGGCAAAAGCGGGAGUGAAUUAUUCAGAAAUUGGUAAUUAUGUCAUCAGAAAGGAACUUGACAAUUUGGAGGGAGAUAUUCCUGAUUUACUUGCAAGGUGCAAUUCCUGUUUUGUUGUUGAUACAAAAAAAACGAAACAUCUCGGGAGAGGGGAUGGGCAAGGUGACCUAAGCCCACUAUAUUACCAUUCCAUCAUCUGGUAUACCCUCGGGAGCCCUCGUACUCCAGAGCUAGCCAAGAAACGCUUGAUCUGGAUGCCUCUGGUUGGUGAGUUUCAAGCUUCUUUGUGCUACUUGGCCACUCCUGAAAUCCAUCAGAUAUCGAUCUCCUCGUUUUUUGAUCGACACGUGAAAAAUGAAAGUUACUUCUUUGAAGAUACAGCUUCUUUAGCAAAUUCAUGGGAGACUGAGUUCCAUCUGAGUUUCUAUUCACUCAUCGAUUCAAAUUCCAAUCAUGCUGAAGGAAUAGCUACUUCAUCUGCGGAAGAGUUCCCAGGUGGUAAUCAAGAAAAGAAGAUCGCUCUUGCUUCUAUGGGCUUCCGCUUUGAUGGCGAUAUUUUUGAUCGAUAUUGGACUGGUUAUUUGUUGGAGAAUGUUCCAGGUCUGUACAGAGAGGACGUAAUUGACUAUUAUCCAGGCCAAGGCCACCAACCCUUGUUCAUAGAAUCAAAUGAUAAAGCCUACAGACAGAGAAAGGUACUCGAGUUGCAAUUCUUUGAUCGGAUGAUAAAACAAAUGGUCCGAUGCACGCAAGAAAUAUCUUACUCGAUUAAAGAGGAGUUGGGAAUGAAACAGGGCGCUUUGUCAUCUUCCAUUCUGAGCAGUGAUGAUUAUUUUGCUUCGAGUAUUCUUUGGAACAAAUAUCAACACAUCUUACAUGUUAUCGAGGAGGAGCUCGAUUCUGCAAUCCGAGUCAUCGGGAAAUGGGAGAAGAGGGAGGAUGACCGAAAGGGGGAAGAACCUCGCUGGACAAGAAAUGACGAGAUAAAGUAUCGCGGUACUAUUAACAAAUUUAAAAGUUCUACGAAAAGGCAAAUUGUGGACCUAGAUGGUGCAUAUAGGAAUAUCAAAACUCUAAGGGAAACUAUCGAAAAUAGCCAGGACCAAAUUCGCAAUGACUUGAGCCUUCAAGGGUCCGAGAAUAUUCGAUUCUUCACUUAUGUUACUGUCGUUUUCCUGCCUCUUGGGUUUGCAACAGGUAUUUUCAGCAUGAGCGGUGCGCCUGAUGGGAAGGUACUUAGCAGUAUGGCAAUUUGUGCUGUUGUCGCUCUCCUCCUCACGGUACUCGCCUUACUCAACGCUAAACAACUAGCUAAGAUCGUGGAUGACCUGUUCUCGGUGUAUCACAGACAUUCUCAAGCAAAAAUGGAAAGGAGUCUUAUAGUCUACGAUAAGAAGAAGCGGCGAAACACCUCUCAGGACGUUGAAGGAGCUGCCGUUGAAGAGGCUGACAAAAAUCAUGAUCGAGUCAAGCGUACAAUUCCUCAUCGCAAACAGCGCGAAACGCCUUCAAAGGUUGAGACUUGGACUCUUUUAUUCUGGAUUCACUAUUUUAGCAUUGAGCUUCCCGCCCGACAAGUCUUACUGGCAUCAAACAGCUUGAAAUCUGGAAAACCUACAGUUCUAACUCCGAUAUAUGUAUUGCUUGGUAUUGUAUUUCUACCGAUCUUCAUCUUAUCUUGUCUCUUCCAGCUUAUCAUAUAUAAUUUGGCAGAUUUUAUGGCAGCAAUUUGGGGCAAAACUCAUGCUGUUCCAACUUACUCUAUCAUCAACAAAAAUGAAGGAUUCAAACAAAAAAUAUAA